AUGGAAACUGCAACUGAAAACCCAGACAUCAAAUGUUACUACUGCAUUUGCUCACAAUUUAUACUGGCAAUAACACCAGGAUUAGAUGUUCUGCCUCGACGUAAUGCACAGGUAUCUGAGGACAAAAGUAUUGUCAUUUCUCGCAAGCGUGACCAGUGUGUUUUUAGUCUGGAUGCAUAUCGUGACAAGUACCCCUUACUAGUUACCAAUAAAAAUAAAGAAGAAGUCUGGUGGGUUUAUAAAUGCCCAAGAUGCAAAUUGCCCAUUGGCUACGAUCUUGAAAAUUCCAGUCAACAGUAUACCUUCAUUUUAAAUGGAGCACUACACGAAGAACCUUCAGAAGAUCAGGUAACUAAUAAGGAAUCAUGA
This is a messenger RNA of Magnusiomyces paraingens, 369 nucleotides long. RefSeq lists its product as uncharacterized. Bases 1 to 369 code for a protein of 122 amino acids. Lineage: Eukaryota; Fungi; Ascomycota; Dipodascomycetes; Dipodascales; Dipodascaceae. The record is from RefSeq and is a predicted model, not a curated record. The transcript has 3 exons.